Molecule: messenger RNA, 2295 nt
Organism: Rotaria sordida
Lineage: Eukaryota; Metazoa; Rotifera; Eurotatoria; Philodinida; Philodinidae
Source: the annotation of a GenBank genome assembly
AUGAGUCCAUUGAGUUUAACAAUGAAUACAUUACGUGAAGUUGCUAUUCGAUUUAUUCAAACAAUGUGUCCAGAUCAAGACAUAAAAUUAUUACAUAAUCGAAUAUUAUUAUAUCGUUAUGAACCAUCAUCAUAUCAAAUGAUAAUACCAUUAAAUCCAAAAGAUAUUCUUCUACCAGAUACUAUUGUUGAAAUUAUUAUUUCUCCGUACAUCAUGAGUGAUUGUACACGUCUUGUUCCUCAUGUACUUAAUUUACAUACAUAUUUAUCACCAACAUUUUGUGAUUUAUGUGGACAAUUUUUAUUUGGUCUUUAUAAACAAGGAAUGAAAUGUGAAGGUUGUGGUCGAAAUUUUCAUAAAAGAUGUGUAUCAGAUUUACCGGACAAUUGUUCACUUACGGCAAGAAAAAUUUCAAAUGUGGCAUUAACAAAUGAUGAUAAUGCAAUUGAUUUUAAAAAACGUUUAACAUUAACCGGUGCUGAAUUACCAACAGCAUUACCUCAUUGUUUUUAUGUACACAGUUAUCGAUCACCAACAAAAUGUGAUAUUUGUAAACGUUUAUUAAAAGGUUUAGUUAAACAAGGUUAUCGUUGUAAAGAUUGCAAAAUGAAUGUACAUAAAAAAUGUAUACCAAAAGCAACAAAAAAUUGUCGAGGAAUAUUAAUGCAAAAUACUUUACAGGAUGAUGAUGAUUCAAUACGUUCAUCAACAGAUGAUUUAGCUAUUGGUGGACGUUUACGUGAUUUAUCAGUAUCACCAAUAAAUCUUCCAGAAAAUGAUGAUGAUGAUAAUGGAAAUGAAUCAUCAUUAUCAUUAUUUUCACGUCAUGGAAAUAUUCGAGCUCAACGUCUUAUACAAAGUAUAAAACGUGUUAAAAAGGCAAGUGGUGGUGCACUAUUUUGGGAAGGUUGGAUGGUACAUACAACUGAUAAAGAACCAUUAAAUGAAAAAACAUAUUAUUGGCGUGUUGAUGCUUCAUGUUUAACAAUGUAUCAAAAUGAAACAACAAAUAAAUUUUCUCGUGAAAUACAAUUAGAAAAUGUUCUUUUACAAAUUAAUACUAUACCAGAUAAACCACAUUAUUUUGAAAUUCGUACAGAACAAAUUAUUUAUUAUUGUGGAUGUAAACGAACAAGAAAUCGAAAAUAUGAUAUAGCACAUUCAUCACAACAUGCAAGAAAUGCUUAUACACAAAUACGUCAAGCAUUGUUAGCUUAUAAUAAUGAAGGAAAUGAAAUAAAAAGUAUAUUUACAAUUGUUACAUCAAGAUCAGAAAGUCGAGAUAUUAGUGAAUUAUAUAAAAUAAAUCCAAUUGAAGUACUUGGUAGUGGACAAUUUGGAACAGUUUAUGGAGGUCAUUCAUUAGAAACGAACGAACAAGUUGCAAUUAAAGUAAUUGAUAAAACACGCUUUAGCGAUCAAGAAGAAAAAAUUCAUCGUGAAGUUGAUAUUUUACAUGAAAUAACACAUCCUGGUGUUAUUAAAUUACAUGCUAUGUUCGACACACCUGGAAAAUUUUUUUUAGUUAUGGAAAAAUUACAUUCGGAUAUGCUUGAAAUGAUUUUAAGUCAACCAAUAAAACGUCUUAAUGAACGACAAACAAAAUUUUUAAUUUAUCAAGUACUUGUUGCUUUAAGAUAUUUACAUAGUAAAUCAAUUGUACAUUGUGAUUUAAAACCAGAAAAUGUUCUUCUAGCACAAUCACAAGAUUUUCCUCAGACAAAAUUAUGUGAUUUUGGUUUUGCACGUAUUAUUGGUGAAAAAUCAUUUCGACGAUCAAUUGUUGGUACACCAGCUUAUCUACCACCCGAAGCAUUAAAACCAGAGAUUCGUUUAGAAAAAGGUUAUAAUCGAUCAUUAGAUAUGUGGUCAUGUGGUGUAAUUAUUUAUGUUUCAUUAAGUGGUACUUUUCCAUUUAAUGAAGACGAAGAAAUUGAAGAUCAAAUUCGUAAUGCAAAUUUUAUGUUUCCAUCAAAUCCAUGGAAAGAUAUAUCAAAAGACGCUGCUGAUUUAAUCUCACAUCAUUUGCUUCAAGUUAAUGCUGGGCAUCGGCUUGCUGCUGCUAAUGCACUUAGACAUGCUUUUUUUGAGGAUUAUCAACUCUAUUGUGAUUUACGUAAACUUGAAGAUUCAUGUUCGUAUGAACGUUGGUUAACAUUAGAUGAAGAUGAUGAUAAAUGGGAACAGUAUGCAAAAGAAAAUGGUUUUAGUCAUAAAUUAUCUGAUGAAUCAUCAUUAACAUUAAUAUUACCAACAAAAAACUUCCUUAGUGUUCAAUCAACUUCAAAAAAUUAA